AUGUCUUCUCUCGUCUCCGACUUUCUCAUUAAUCCGGUCCUGCGUCAAGCUCGUCGAUUCUCCGAAAUCUCACGAUCUACCUUCAUUGGCGAUGGAGGCGAUUCGACCGAACAUGCCGACGCAGUAAGCGAUUAUAGUCACGCCGAUAGUCCUGUGUCUUCGCCUGUAUCUGCACCCGUACCUGAACCGGCACCUGCGCCGAUCGUCGAUUCUCCCCUCACUCGACCCCUCAGCGUCUCGACCUUGGAAACAAGAGUCGAGGAACCCGAACCGUUACCAAUCAUGUCUCAAGACUCACCUCCUCGCGAUCAUAUCGGCAUAGCUUUGAGCCCACUCGGCUCCCGUCGAAUUCCGGAAGAUGAUGGCAUGCGGGAGCUGCGAUCUCGUAUACAUAUAAUCAAUAAUAAGGAUAUACCUCAAUCUGACAAGGCGCGGUUAAUCCACGAUGCUCUAUUGGAAGGCUACAAGUCCUCAAAGACCGUCCCGCUUGUCAAUAAGAUCCUGGCGAAUGGCGACAACUUGGAUCAACCACUUUCACAGUCUCCGUCGUCACCAGCGUCACACCCAUUGAAGUUCUGGCAGAACCAAACCGAAGAGACAUUCACCUUGAGCGAGGAGGAUAAAACCCCGACAUUUGUACCAGCGAAACCGCCGAAGCGACAUGGAAGUGAAACCCCGGUGGAACCAUACGACUUGCUACCAGAAACGGAACAGCCUCUCGGAUGCCAGCACUAUGAACGAAACGUUAAGCUUCAAUGCUUUACCUGUAAGAAAUGGUAUACGUGCCGUUUCUGUCACGACGCAAACGAAGAUCAUAACCUCAUCCGCACGGAGACUAAGAACAUGCUCUGCAUGCUCUGUACAACACCACAGAAGGCUUCGGAUAUGUGCAUCAACUGCGGAGAAUUAUCCGCUUACUAUUAUUGUGAUAUAUGCCACUUGUGGGAAAACCGUCAGAGUAGACCCGUUUACCAUUGUAAUGACUGUGGUAUUUGCCGUCGAGGCCUAGGUCUCGGCAAGGACUUUUUCCACUGCAAGACUUGCCGUGCAUGUAUCUCCACCUCGAUUGAGGGCUCUCAUAAGUGCAUUGAAAGGUCGACAGAAUGCGAUUGUCCUAUUUGCGGCGAGUACCUCUUUACAUCUCCGCGACCGGUAGUCUUCAUGGCCUGUGGUCAUAGUAUUCAUAGGAGAUGCUAUGAACAGCACAUGAAAGUAUCGUACAAAUGUCCGAUUUGCAACAAGAGUCUCACAAAUAUGGAAAGCCAAUUCCGGAAUCUGGACGUUGCCAUCCAGGCCCAGCCGAUGCCGCCUGAAUUCCGGGAUACUACCGCUGUUAUAUUGUGCAAUGACUGUUCUGGAAGGAGCACAGUUCGGUACCACUGGUUGGGUCUGAAAUGUUCCAUAUGUCGGUCGUAUAAUACUGUGGAACUGAACAUUAUCGGGGGCGACCGGUCAACAGCACAACCGUCUUUGAAUGGCGAGGGGCAGCCUGUAGUGGAAGCAGGACGAGAACCUUCUGGCUCGAUUAGUGGCAACCGAGGAGCAGUGGCUGUAGGGAAUAGACGAAGGCACUCAUCCCAUGCCGCUGAAACUCAAUUCCGUGCGCCCGACAGAGUCGCAAGAUCAGUAUCACCUGGCAAUCUGGGCUUCGAUUCAAUCAUGUCACAUCUGCCACCGGACGAAGAAGAUGAGGAUGAUAUCCUAGGGCUUUGGCGAAGCCGGAACCGUGGCAACGCGUCGGACCAUGAUGAAGACUCUGAGUUGGAAGAUCUCAGUGAUGCGCUAUCAGAUAUUGAAGAUGAUGACGAGGACGAAGAUGAUGACAACGAUAUUGUUCUUUUUGGACAUCGAUGA
Molecule: messenger RNA, 1854 nt
Organism: Fusarium coffeatum
Lineage: Eukaryota; Fungi; Ascomycota; Sordariomycetes; Hypocreales; Nectriaceae
Exons: 2
Coding region: 1-1854 (617 amino acids)
Biological process (GO): ubiquitin-dependent protein catabolic process; protein ubiquitination
Cellular component (GO): nucleus
Molecular function (GO): zinc ion binding; ubiquitin protein ligase activity
Source: RefSeq, a predicted model, not a curated record